This is a messenger RNA of Trametes versicolor FP-101664 SS1, 738 nucleotides long. RefSeq names its product NAD-P-binding protein. Lineage: Eukaryota; Fungi; Basidiomycota; Agaricomycetes; Polyporales; Polyporaceae. The record is from RefSeq and is a predicted model, not a curated record. The transcript is spliced from 5 exons. The coding region runs from base 1 to 738 and encodes 245 amino acids.
AUGUCGUCCACAACUACUCAGACCUCUUGGUUCAUUACCGGAACUUCCCGCGGAAUCGGCUUGGAACUGGUCAGACAGCUCGUCCAGUCCCCGUCGAACCUCGUUGUCGCGACGUGCCGCAACCCAGAGAAAGCGACCGCGCUCGCCGCCCUGAAGAGCGACGCGAAGGGCACGCUGCACAUCAUCCCGCUCGACGUGAGCAGCUUCGACGACGUCCGUGCGCUCCCAAAGCAGCUCGAGCCCAUCCUUGGGGAGACCGGGCUUGACUACCUCGUCAACAACGCCGCCAUGGCGGUUUGGGACACGGCGUUCACCAUGGACCCCGACGCGCUCCUGGCCACCAUACGCACGAACACCGCCGCGCCCGCGCUCAUCUCGCAGGUCGUGCUCCCCUUCCUCGAGCGCGGCCGCGCGAAGAAGAUCCUGCAUAUCACGAGCACGGGCGGGAGCAUCGGGAGCGUGGACUCGGACCGGAUGCAGGACCAGUACCGGAAGGUCACGUCGUAUGCGAUGAGCAAGACUGCGUUGAAUAUGCUUGCGUAUAAGCAGAAGGUGGAGCGUCCGGACCUUGUUGUGAUCACGAUGUGCCCUGGCUGGGUCAAGACGGACAUGGGCGGCUCGGACGCUGCUCUCCAGCCUGAGGAGAGUAUCAGCGGCAUCCUCAAGGUCAUAACCUCGGCAACCUCCGCGGACAGUGGGAAGUAUUUGUCGUACAAUGGGGACGAGAUCCCGUGGUAG